Cucurbita maxima (winter squash) is the source of this 2648-nucleotide messenger RNA. Its product is annotated as OBERON-like protein. NCBI's taxonomy places the organism in Eukaryota, Viridiplantae, Streptophyta, Magnoliopsida, Cucurbitales, Cucurbitaceae. The transcript is spliced from 5 exons. The record is from RefSeq and is a predicted model, not a curated record. Bases 714 to 2168 code for a protein of 484 amino acids.
UUACAAGACAAGUAACUUUUAAAAUGUAAAAUUUCCAAAAUUAUUAUGUUAUAUUUUAUUUUUAGUAUUUAUUAUGGAAGUUAUAAGUAAAAGUGACAGAAGGGUGCUUUUAUAUAUGGUUUUUAGAAAGAAGUAACAUAGAAAGAACUGGAUCUUUUUGUUUCCAGCAUUUGCAUACAAAAUUGAGAUUUUUUUAAAAGAAAAACGAGGAAUAAGAAUUACCGGAAGUACACCUUUUGAGGUCGGUAAUUCGCAUGUACUCAUUCCUCUUGAGGUCGGAGUACUAAAACAAGAAAAAAAAAAGGGAGAAACUGGCAAAUUUUUAUCAACUUGACUUUCACACAGGUUUUUUUGCUUAAUAACAUACUUUAUAAAAUCGUUCUUAAAAAACCAAGCAAAAUUUCAAAAACAAAAUUUAAAUUAUCUUGUAAAGGAGUAACUAGAUCUUAUGUACCAAGUAAAUAGCUAAAUCAAAUUUUUAUAAGUUUUAUGCAUAAGAAAGUCUUCCCUUUAUCUGGUGUCAUAUUCCUAGGCUUCAUAUUUUCAUGUACCUUUUGUUCUCUCCGUCCAUCCCUCUUAAUACCUUUUGUUUGUUCUGGAACUUGAUCAUAAGAGUUGAGAGUUAUCUGUAUGGUUUUGCUUUAUGAGUUGCCAGUAUCUGAUGAUGAAUGUUAAUAGUAUUGUCUGUGCUUACGUUCCUCGAUCAUUGUUAGAUGUCAGGGGAUCCGGUGGAGCCUGAAGUUCUUGAGAAUAUAAAUUGCAUCACACCUAAGUUAAAUAAAAAUGAUCUGAUCCUUAGGCCAGUUUCUGAAGAUGAAGGAGGGGAGGGUUUGCCAUAUGCUCCUGAAAAUUGGCCCAAUCCCGGGGAUAACUGGAGAUGGAGGGUGGGGAAGAGAGUUGCUAUAACUGGCCAUUUUCUGGAUAGGUACCUUUAUCCUCCUCGCCGUCUUGUUGUUCCUGAGAACACAUCCCAUAGAGGGAAGCUUCUUGCAAGCAAGCUUUCAGUUGAAAGAUAUAUCCAGUCUGUCAACCCUAAUGUAAACGUUGAUGCAUUUUUUGCCUCAUUCUGCUGGAAGAUACCAGCAAAAAAGUCGGCCUCAGCGCAAGGUGUGCGAGGAAGACAAGAUCCAUGCCCUCUUCCCUCAAAAGAGACGAAAAAAUGCACAGCAUCUGAUUCCCAGAUUGUGGGUUGCAAGGCUGGAAAUAUAAUCUGUAAUAGUUUAUCUCUUGUAGAAAACCCAUCUUUAUUAAAAUCCAUGUCCUGUGAUAUUUGCUGCAGCGAAUCUCGGUUUUGCCGUGAUUGCUGCUGUAUACUUUGUUCCAAGAUUAUAGACAUGACCAGGAAAAGUUAUAGCUAUAUUAAAUGUGAAGCUAAGGUAGGUGAUGGGGAUAUUUGUGGACAUCAUGCUCAUAUCAAAUGUGGUCUCAAAUCAUAUAUGGCUGGGACAGUUAGGGGGAGAAUUGGAUUGGAUGCUGAGUAUUAUUGUCGACGUUGUGAUGCUAGAACAGAUUUGGUAUCACAUGUUGAAACAUUUUUGCAGUUAUGUCUAUCAACCGAUUGUUGUGAUGACAUUGAGGAGUUCUUAGGCAUUGGUUUCCGCAUUUUGCGUGGUUCACACAAAAUGAGAGCAAAGGAAUUGUUGAGACAUAUUGAAUUGAACAUUGCAAAGGUUAAAACUGGGACUUGCUUGGAAGAUAUAUGGAAGAUGGAUGAAGACAUCUCAGCUAAUUGCACUGAUGCAAAUGGUAGCGCGAAUUCUACAGAAAGUUCUCAUGGCACUUCAGACUCCUUUAUAAGCUCAGAAUGGACUAUGUCCACCCCUUUUGAUCAUUGGACUGAAUCCCUAAAACUGGAAGACGAGAUUGAACAGGUUCUGCAGGCACUGAAGAGAUCACAAGAGUUCGAGUACAGUUUGGCAGAAGAAAAGCUUCUGUUACAUAAAAAUUAUCUACAUAAUCUAUUUCUGCAACUCGGCAAGGAACAAACUGAACUCGGACAUCGAACAUCAUCAACUAGACAAAAGGCCUUUCAGAAUAAUGUAACAAAUAGAGUGGAUCAAAUAAAACGAGAAGUAAAGAAACUGAAGAGAAUAGAAAAGGUUGCUGAUGGAUUUGGACGAACUCCUAAAGAUAUACUGAAGGAGGACUUUGGUUUUGAAGUUGAUUAGAGAGACAUGGGCAACAUUGGCCAUUAUGAUUCAGUUAGCCUUUAUAUAGUCAGGCUUUAUCAGGUGUUUACUGUGUAUCAUAUGGCUUCACAUGAAGCGAGGAUAUCGAAAAGGCGUCAACUUCUCAACAAGCUGGAUUCUGCAAUCAAAAUACCGUAGCUACGGAGUUAUGGGUAUUUGGAUUCUGCAAUCAAAAUACCCUCUGCAACGAGUUUUCACGAUAAACUUCCUCGUCUCCACUGGUUGCUCGAUGGAUUGCUUGUCAUUGGCUUCUAACUCAGUAAGGAUACUGUCUGUCUGGUUCAGGCUUCUUAUCGCUGCUUGCGGAAGAGGUACUUUCUUUUGACUACAAUGCUUAUAAAUAAAACAUAACCCCAUUUAUUACGUAGAAAGGAGGCUUCCAUCGCCAUUUUGUUUAGCAGGAAUUGAGAAUGAACAUGAUUUUUACAGCUAUGGGUGACUAUUCUGUUCUUUUCUUCA